Messenger RNA from Linum tenue, 1764 nucleotides. NCBI's taxonomy places the organism in Eukaryota, Viridiplantae, Streptophyta, Magnoliopsida, Malpighiales, Linaceae. The record is from the annotation of a GenBank genome assembly.
UUUUUCUCCCUCUGCGGCCACAUUCCUGCUAUAUUGGAACCAAACGCCAGGAGGAACAUCGUCAAUCUCCCAAAUUACCUAAAAAAUUCUUUCUCAUUCCCACAAAAAAAAAAAAAAAAAAUGGCCGUCUCCGAUCACCGACAUCACCGGUCUCUGAUCCCAAGCUUCGUCUACUCCUCCCCCGUCUCCACCAACAAACUUUUCGGUCUGAACGACUCCGCUUCGCAAAAAUCUACCUCCAACGCGUCCUCCGUCAGUGGCGAUGGCGGAACUGCGUUGCAGAGGUUCGCGAUCCCUGCCCCGAGCGAGAAGAUUGCGAUGUACUCGCCCGCUUUCUACGCCGCCUGUACAGCCGGUGGUAUUUUCAGCUGCGGCCUCACUCACAUGGCCGUCACUCCUCUCGAUCUUGUCAAGUGCAAUAUGCAGGUAAUCAACCCAGCCAAGUACAAAAGCAUUACAUCUGGGUUUGGAGUAUUGCUGAAAGAACAAGGGGCGAAAGGUUUCUUCAGGGGAUGGGUGCCUACACUGCUUGGUUACAGUGCUCAAGGCGCCUGCAAAUUCGGGUUCUACGAGUUCUUCAAAAAAUACUACUCAGACAUGGCCGGCCCCGAGUUCGCAACCAAGUACAAGACCUUGAUCUACCUUGCUGGUUCUGCAUCUGCUGAGGUGAUCGCCGAUGUCGCUCUCUGCCCCUUGGAGGCAGUGAAGGUUCGCGUCCAAACCCAGCCUGGCUUUGCCCGUGGUUUGUCAGAUGGAUUCCCCAAGUUUGUCAAAGCAGAAGGCUUUGCUGGAUUAUACAAAGGCCUUGUUCCACUGUGGGGACGCCAGAUUCCAUACACGAUGAUGAAGUUCGCAUCGUUUGAGACGAUUGUGGAGCUAAUCUACAAGCAUGCCAUCCCGGCCCCGAAAGAGCAGUGCAGCAAGAACUUGCAGCUCGGGGUUAGCUUCGCCGGUGGAUACAUUGCAGGUGUUUUCUGUGCUAUCGUCUCGCACCCUGCCGACAAUCUGGUUUCUUUCCUCAACAACGCCAAGGGAGCAACGGCCGGCGAUGCGGUUAAGCAGCUAGGGCUAUGGGGGCUUUUCACCCGGGGGCUUCCUCUCCGAAUCGUCAUGAUUGGUACGCUCACAGGAGCGCAAUGGGGCAUCUACGAUGCGUUCAAAGUGUUUGUGGGACUCCCAACUACAGGUGGAGCUGCCCCUCCUCCCAUAAAGAAUUGAAGAAGAGAGCGAGUUCAUGUGGCGAACUGAACGAGAUUAUCAACUUCUGAGUAGCGAUCUACUGCCAGGAGAUCGAUGGUUAAAUAAUAGUAGCUUAGUAUUUGGAUCUCAGUAAUUGCACCACAGCACCAAACCAAUUCUUUUCAAAACAAACAUACACUCUUGCUAUUCCAUUGAAUUUUUCUGCCACAAAUAGUGAUUUCCAUUUUUGUUUUCUUUUGGGACGGAAAUCAAGGGACAGGUUUAUUUAACCCUAGCCGUUUAAGAAGUCAUGAUAUCAUCGACGUUGGUCUGGUAUUCAUUAAAUUUUGAUACUCUGAUUAUUGCUGCUUUCUAUUAUUGUUGAAUCUCCCCCUCCGGCCUCCCCCAACUUCCACUUCCAAGUACGAACGAAUAGUACAAGCAGUAGAAGACAGAAGAAACAGGAAGGCACAUUCUAACACGCGAAAGUUUUACCUGUUGGCUGUCCGAACUUCGAACAUAUGUACACGACACAAAUUCUUCAAAAAUAUAAAUAAACAGAAGCAGGAUUAUAACAAUUAAUAA